UUGCGACGUGAACGGAUCAUGCAAACAGUGCAUCUUCAGUAUAUCUCUCUCGCGCGGUGCGGAAGUGGGCCGUAGGGCAGGGCGCGAGAGCUGCUGCAUAUAAACUGACACGGACUUCCUCAAACUCACUUUGCAUCGGAGCAGAGACGCAUUCAGAUCUAAAGCAGCAGUCAUGAGCUGGGACAGCUACAUCAGCAGCCUGACCAAGAGCGAAUGGGUGGAUGAUGCGGCCAUUCUCGGGCUGACACCGGGUCAGGAGUCCGUUUGGGCUGCAGCGCCGGGCGGCUGGCUUAGCCAAAUCACGGCGUCAGAGGUUCAGGCUAUUGUAGCGAGCGACCGCAGUGGACUGUUUGCCAAUGGCGUGACUUUGGCAGGCAGGAAGUGCACAGUGCUGAGAGACGCUCUGAAUGUGGACGGGCAGAACACCAUGGACAUCAAGAUGAAGACCUCAGAGAAAGAGCCUGACCCCUUUUCAUUCACCAUCGGCAGAUCUCAUAAAGCAAUAAUCAUUGCAAAAGGAAUAAAAGAUGCUCACGGCGGUAAAAUCAAUCCACUUGUCUUUGACAUGACCGCAUACCUCAGGAAGCAGAACAUGUGAACAAGCCCCGCCCUGCCCUACUGACUCCGCCCACUUCACCACACUGUUCCACCUCAUCUGCCAGGAUUCCAUUCCAAAAGCCAGAAGAACAGAUCCAAGAUCAGCCAAACUUGUAUUUCAAAACAUCAUCAUCAUCUCAGUUUUAACAUUCCAGGAGUUUGAGAUCUUGGUUUCUCCUCGUCAUCUCUCCAGUCAGGCAGUGGAACACAAACUCUAGUUUAUAUCAAACUCAUUUAUUGGUUUUAUCAUGAAUUAAUUGAUUGAUUUUACGGUACUAUAGUAUUUCGCUGUUUCGGACGGGCGGAGCGUCAGGUCAUUUGAUUGUACGAUUGUAUGUGUGAAAUCCUGCUGAACAAAUCCCAGAGUUCUGACUGUUAGAUGGCAAAUAAAGAGAGAAUGAGUUUCUGUGGA
Molecule: messenger RNA, 1009 nt
Organism: Megalobrama amblycephala (Wuchang bream)
Lineage: Eukaryota; Metazoa; Chordata; Actinopteri; Cypriniformes; Xenocyprididae
Gene: pfn1
Product: profilin 1
Exons: 4
Coding region: 173-598 (141 amino acids)
Biological process (GO): actin cytoskeleton organization; regulation of actin filament polymerization; positive regulation of actin filament bundle assembly
Cellular component (GO): cytoplasm
Molecular function (GO): actin binding
Source: RefSeq, a predicted model, not a curated record